This is a messenger RNA of Eupeodes corollae, 4785 nucleotides long. RefSeq names its product protein mahjong (gene mahj). Gene Ontology annotation, biological process: protein ubiquitination. The record is from RefSeq and is a predicted model, not a curated record. NCBI's taxonomy places the organism in Eukaryota, Metazoa, Arthropoda, Insecta, Diptera, Syrphidae. Gene Ontology annotation, molecular function: protein binding. The transcript is spliced from 12 exons. Gene Ontology annotation, cellular component: Cul4-RING E3 ubiquitin ligase complex; nucleus. The coding region runs from base 301 to 4686 and encodes 1461 amino acids.
UUCCGAAUGUUUCCCGUUCUCCCGUGUGUAGCUGUGUAGAAAUGUUGAUUGUGUUUUUGUAAUUAUAAACUUCUUUUGAUUCGAAGCGGCAAUUUAUAAAUUUGUUAAUUUUAAACACUUAAAUCUAAUUGGUUUAUAAAGUUAAUUGAAAAGCAUAUACAUAAUUUAUUAAUAAUAUUAAAUUGAACCCAAAAAUCUACAAUAAAUAACAAGUGAAUUGCGAUCCAUAUCCUUGAAUUUAUUAAGCACGUUGACAUCACAACCUAGCAUCAAACCUCAACGUAAAACUCCGCGAAUGAAAUGUCGUCGCCUCAAGAAGAAAUAGAAGAUAUAGAUGUCGAUGAAGCUCCCGAAGUCCCCGAACCUGCAGAAGCUGCAAAUGAACCGGCAGCAGAAGACCCCGCAGAUGAUCCUUUUUAUGGCUUCGAAGAAGUGGAACCCACCUACGACAACAAGGACAUGAAUGGAGUAUUCACCAUUUGGGAAGCCAAACACACAGAUCCCGGAUUUGACCCAGUCCCAGCACUGAAAAGGCUUGCAGAAAUUUUUGAAACAGAAACUGAAAUUUAUAUGCGUAAGGAUCUCGAUCCAUUUGAUGAACGUCAUCCAUAUCGAACGGAUCCCAAGUGUCAAUUUGGAUUUUUACUCAAACAGCUAUUUCGAAAAGAUCAUUUUAUGAAUAAGCUUGUCAACGAUUACCUACGGGAUAACUACUUCACUCGCCAAAAUAUACAGAAAAAAUCACUAGAACUAAAUAUUAUUGCUUGUCGACUAAUUCUGGUCAUUAUGCCGGGUUUAGAGACUUCUGCUGUCUUCCAAGUGGAGUAUGACAAUCUUAUAAAUCGAAUUUACGGAUGGGCUGAAGACAGCGUUGAACCACUGCAGAGCUAUGCUACAGGCCUACUGGCUGCUGCAAUGGAGGUCACAGAUAUAGCUGUAACAUUUCGAGAAUUAAACACACGACUCGUGCCAAAAAUGUUAAAAAGACUCCAUGCGUUUCAAGCUGGUAACCCAGUGACUGAAAAUGCCCAACCGUCCAAUUUGAAUAAUUCAAGUACGGAACAAGAAGACAAAUUUGAAAGAAUUUUACCGGCGUGGAUGGCAGACUCAGCACCUACUAGUCCUGCACCAGUCGAAGAAGAAAGCGCUACAUCCAAAACACACAAUGGAACUCUUGAUAGUUUUCCCAGUACCUCAAACAUGUCAAUGUUAUAUGAAACAUCCCGAGAUGCCGGAGGGACACAGAAAUUCUUAAAACGAAUGUACAUACCAAUUCACCCUUAUACAGCAGACACAAGUCAAAUGCUUAUCAUAAGAUAUCUUACAUCCAUGGGCGAAUAUCAAGAGUUCCUUGGGCUGGUUUUUGAAAACAAGACAAUGCAACUAAUAUGCGGAUAUAUAAGAAACUUAGAUAAACGAGACACUUGCCUUGCUUUUGAAGCACUAAAAUAUUUGGCAUCAUUAUUGUGCCACAAAAAGUUUGCUUUAGAAUUUAUCACUCAUGGAGGUUUACAGCUUCUUUUAAAAGUUCCUCGUCCAAGUAUAGCUUCAACAGGUGUUUCAAUAACUUUGUACUAUUUGGCAUAUUGUGAAGAUGCCAUGGAACGUAUCUGUACAAUGCCCAAAUCAAUUAUAACUGACUUAGUAAAAUAUGCUCUGUGGCUGCUCGGUCGUUCGUAUGAUUCUGGAAAAUGUCAUGCUACAAUGUUCUUUGGUUUAAGUUUCCAAUUUAAGGUUAUUUUGGAUGAAUUCGAUGCCCAAGAUGGUCUAAGAAAACUUUAUAAUGUCAUUUCUGUUUUAAAAAUCGUUAAUCCACCUGCAAAUGACGAAGAGGAAUCAAUAACAUCUCUCAACGAGGACUUGGAGUGUGCUUCACGACAAUUUGUGCGACACGUGUUUGUCGCUCUAAAACGUUACAUGGAGAGUCAUUUGUUUUAUAAAUACAACUUGUUUAUGAGACAACAGUGUCCUUCAUCUACGGAAUUUUCAAAUUCAGCCACAAAAGCCAAUAAAGUAACUUUAGAACAAAUAAGUGAGCAAGUAAGAACUCUUCAAGAGAAUACUCCAGUGCGGGGACAUUGGGCUCCAGUUGAUCAAUUAUUGAAAUUAGGUGGAAUACAACUAAUACUUAAAGUCAUCGCUAUGUCUUACGAAUGGAAUAAUGCUGGAAGAGCAGAAACCGUACGAUCCGCCUUGGAUGUCCUUUCUAUUUGCUGUGUUGUGCCAAAAGUUUUCUCAGCAUUUUGUGAAAGCCUAGAGUUACCAGACAACCCUUCAUCUUCCGGAAUUCAUGCUAUUUUGGGCGCUGCUGUUGGAGAAAUUACCAACGAUUCUGAUGUGCAAAAAUCUGCGUUAGCUGUUUUAUGUCAUUGUGUGUGUUCACCAAGUUCAAGGAGCCAGCCAGCUUCAUUGAUAAAAUGUUAUGUAAAUCCAAAGAAAAAGAACAACAGCAGUAAAUUCUCUGAAGAACUCGUUGAAAAAGUGUGGGAGUCUGUUUGUUCUAAUAAUGGAAUUAUCAUUCUGCUUCAAUUGAUGCAAAUAAAAGUUCCCCUUACGGAUGCCGAUUGUAUACGCGGAAUGGCAUGCAGAGCUCUAGCCGGACUUGCACGUUCCGAGAGAGUUCGACAGAUUGUUGGCAAAUUGCCAUUAUUUGCUAAUGGACAAAUUCAGCACUUGAUGCGAGACCCAAUAUUGCAAGAAAAACGUACUGAGCAUGUGAUUUUUCAAAAGUACGCUUUGGAGUUGCUAGAAAGAGUUUCGGGAAAAGAAAAACCACUAAACAAUCAGUUAGAUCCCUCUUUAGCAAACAUUCAUAAAGCAAACGUUGUUGCACAAACGAAAAUUCAGUACAAUGAACAACAAUUAUUCCAACUAAUUCACGAUCAUUUAGAAUCAAAGGGGCUUUCUGGAACUGCCCAAAUGUUACAAAAAGAAGCUGGUCUAACAACAUCAACAACAUUAACGAAAAGUUUCCACCAAUCACCAUUUGACUAUAAGGUAUUGCCAACCAAUGUUAUUGCACGUAAUCGAUUACGAAAUCGGAUGCAAGACGUUAACUCAGCUAUAAAUGGAGUAGCUGGGCCAGAGGAGAGCAACGAUACAAAUAAUGGAUGUUUCCUAGAGCCUAUAACACCAAUUAAGCUAGUUAAGAAAUCGGCCAAUACGCCAGGAGCAGCAUCAACUAGUAACAAUGCAAGCUCUUCGUCUACCUCAGCGAGAUCGUUGCAAAAACAAAUUUGGUCCGUUCCAGAGACGACCACUACAGAUGAACCAGUUGCACCCACUAUUACCCUCGGUACCAUUGUAACUGAAUAUUUGACCAAUCAGCAUGCAUUAUGUAACAACCCAAUGUCCACGUGUCCACAAUUUGAUCUAUUUACUCCCCACAAAUGUCCAGACCCACAACCGAAUAGAACAUUUGGACCAAAUCUUAAUUUGACUUCUCGUUGGUUUAGAUCACAGGCUGGUUUCAAUACAACUCGACUAGAUCGACGGUACGUUCAUUCGAACUUCAAUUCAUGGCGCACUAUAAGAGCAAAUGAUUACAAUGACAUCCAGUUUACUUGUUGUAACAUUCUUCCAACGAACAAUCUGAUUAUUGUUGGUACUCAGCAAGGUGAAGCAAAGGCAUUUACUCUCAAUGAGGGCACAGAACUUUUCUCUUCUUCUUGCCACAGUUACAUAAUUGAUAGUAUUCAAUCAAAUAGAAAAGGAAAUCUUGUGCUGACAUCCUGCUCAUGGAGAUCUCAUUUGUGGAAUAUCGAAAGAAAUGAUUUCGCAAGUUCAUUGCAGUUUCACGAUGAAUUUUAUUGCGAGUUUAGUAAUGUUAAUCAAGAUAAAAUUCUGGGAACACAAACUUAUUCAGCGAUUGUGUAUGACCUCACCACAGGAAAUAAAAUAUCAACCUUUACUCCCACAAUAGCAAAUCAGUAUACUAAAAAUCGAGCUACAUUUUGCCCAACUGAUGAGUUAAUUUUAUCAGAUGGAGUACUCUGGGACGUAAGAUCCGGUAGAGAAAUACACAAGUUUGACAAACUCAAUCAGACUCUCUCUGGAGUGUUCCACCCAAAUGGACUGGAAAUUAUUUCGAACACUGAAGUUUGGGAUCUAAGAACUUUCCAUUUGUUGCAAACAGUUCCUGUACUAGACCAAUGUCUAAUUAAGUUUUCACCGAUGAAUGUUCUUUACGGCAUCAGCUUAGAUAUAGAUAAUCGUGUCGAUUUCGACGAUACCACCAAUUAUGAUACCAGUUUUAAAGUGCUAGACAGUUAUGAUUACUCAAGCAUCACGACGGUGGAUGUAAAAAAACAUAUCUAUGACCUAAGUGUGAACUGCAAUGGAAGUAUUAUAGCACUUGUUGAGAAUCAGCCAGCAUAUGAUUCAAAACAGGAGACUUUUGUCAAAUUGUAUGCUGUUGGAAUGAAAAAAAACGAACAACAAGAAGAGGAAGAAGAUGAGGAACCAGAAUCAGAUGAAGGAUCUGACAGCGAAUCUGCUCGUGUGUUUGAUAUCCCCGGUCUAAGAGGCGAUGAUGAUGAUGAUGAUCGCUGGAUUGAUGUUGAUUCAUCAUCUUCUGACGAUGAUCAGAACAAUGGAGAUAGCGAUGAUGCGGCGAAUGGAGGAAAUGGCGACAACACCUCAUCCGACUCAAGCACAGAUAUGUUUGAAGUAGAGUUAAAUUUUUGAUAAACGUAAUGUUUUUAUAUAUUAUAUAAAAUAUUGUAAAUAUAUAUACACCUCAAUGUGUAACAAUUAAAAUAUAUACAAUUUGUCUAGUAACUGAAA